Molecule: messenger RNA, 2181 nt
Organism: Thrips palmi
Lineage: Eukaryota; Metazoa; Arthropoda; Insecta; Thysanoptera; Thripidae
Exons: 4
Coding region: 64-2181 (705 amino acids)
Cellular component (GO): nucleus
Molecular function (GO): DNA binding
Source: RefSeq, a predicted model, not a curated record
GCGAGAAAGGCGUUACAAAUUUUGGAAAAUAGCCCUCCCCGGAACAGAGGUUUGUUUUCAAUCAUGGUUAGAUAUUAUGUUAAAAAGACUGACAGAAAGGCCACCUCACCAAGGAAAUUAUCUGCUGCUGUGAACUUGGUACGGGGAGGGCAGUCUCUUAGAUCUGUGGCAAGGUUAAAAAAUAUUAACCGCCAAACACUAUGGAAGGCCUGUCAAAAAACAAAAAACUUAGAUGCUGUCAGUGAAUGCACCCAAGAAGUGCAACUAAAAUAUGGUAAAAGGCAUAUAUUUUCCAAAGAUAUUGAAGACAGCAUUGUUUCAUAUUGUUUGGAAGUUGCCCAAAUGGGCUAUGGACUAUCUACAGACAAUGUCAGAGAGUUAGCAUUUGAAGUGGCUGAUAAAAACAAAAUUCAGAUGCCUGAGAAGUGGUCAGUGGAAAAGAAAGCCGGCCUUGAUUGGUUCCAAGGUUUCAUGACAAGACACAAGGAGCUCUCUAUUCGUAAACCUGAAGGUUGUAGCAUUGCCAGGGCAGCUGCUUUUAAUAAAGAUACAGUCGAGAAAUUUUAUUUUAAGUAUGAAGCGGUACUUGGCAGACAUCCAACAUUUGCCAAUGGGUCCCGGGUCUACAAUCUAGAUGAGACUUCUACAAGUACCGUUCAAAAUGCAAGAAAAAUUGUUUCGCCUAAAGGACAAAAGCAAGUACAUCAGGUGAAGAGUCAAGAACGUGGUGUCAGCGUCACAACCUGUUGUAUAAUUGGUGCCCAUGGGUCUGUGCUCCCUCCAGUCAUGAUUUUUCCACGAAAAUUCUUCAAGAGUAAUAUGCUUAUAAAUGCUUUCCCAGGAACAUUGGGUCUAGCUAACUUAAAUGGUUACAUGACAACAGCAACUUUUUUGGAUGUGAUUAAUCACUUUGUCAAGUGCACAAGAUCAUCUAAAGAAAACCCAACUCUUCUGCUCGUUGACAAUGUUGGAACACACUUAUCUGGUGCCGCAAUAGAUUUGUGCCGUGAGAAUGGUGUGACACUGUUCACAUUCCCACCUCACACAACUCAUAGGUUACAGCCCCUUGAUGUCGGUAUUUUUGGGCCCUUCAAAACUUACUAUGAUGCUGCCAUCAAUUCAUUUUUAGUAUCGAACCCAGCUGUUCCAGUAACAAUUUACCAUAUUGCAGGCUUUGUGAAGGAGGCAUUUUCCAAGUCAGCCACUCCUGCAAAUAUCAUUGCUAGUUUCCAGAAGCCUGGCAUUUUUCCUUUGAACAAAUUUGUGUUCCAAGACUCUGACUUCCUUAUGUCCAAAGUUACUGAGUUGCAAAACCCGAACACAGCAAACCCGACAUCAGCAAAUCUGAACAGCGAUGAUGAGGCAACAGAAAAUCUGAUCACCAACUAUGAGGCAUCAGAAGAAGCAGAGGACGAUCCAAAUGAAAAUAAUGAAGACUAUGUCGAUGUUAGUAAUGAAGCUGGUGAGCCCUCCACAUCUAGUGCUUUUUUGACCCCUGAAAAAAUCAGAGGUUAUCCUAAAGCAAAACCACAAGUAAGCACUAGGAAAGGCAGACCCAAGGAUUCGCCCGAAAGAAAUGAAAUCAAAGAAAGGGAAAGACUGACUCUGGAGAAGAAGAAUGCUCAAGAAGAGAGAAAAGCGAAAGCAGAAGAGAAAAGAAGACAAAAGGAAAGUGAAACCACCUCAAAGAAGAGAAAAUUAAAAGACAAGCAAGAAUUGGAAGGAAAAAAGAUCAGAAGAGUGAGAAAAUCAAAAGACAAGCUAGAAUUGGAAGGAAAGAAGAAGACAAGAGUGCAAAGAGUUUUGAGCUUUGAAGAUGAUUUAUUGAUUGAUAAUCCAGAAGAAGAUGAUGUGAUAAUGAAAGAAAAUUCUCCAAAAGUAGAUGAGCGUACUAUCAAUGAAGGUGAUUAUGUUCUAGUCAAAUUUAAGAAGUAUUUUGUAGGAAAGGUAAUUAAGGAAGGAGGUUGUGAUGGAGAUUUUGAGAUUUCGUACCUGAGCAAGUCUGUGAAGCCUAAGAAGCGUAUUGCGUUUGUGAUGCCAAAUGUUCCUGACAUACGCACUGUCAAGAAAAGUAAUAUUGAAGUUGUUUUACCAAAACCAAUCAUUCCAAAGUAUGUCACCAAACGCCUAGAAGCAAGUCUUUCCUUCAAUUUUAAUUUUUCUAUCUAUGAACUUGAAUAA